Molecule: messenger RNA, 3331 nt
Organism: Colletotrichum destructivum
Lineage: Eukaryota; Fungi; Ascomycota; Sordariomycetes; Glomerellales; Glomerellaceae
Product: Putative myc-type, basic helix-loop-helix (bHLH) domain-containing protein
Exons: 1
Coding region: 2-1696 (564 amino acids)
Molecular function (GO): protein dimerization activity
Source: RefSeq, a predicted model, not a curated record
AAUGUCUGACGAUUACUUCUAUCAGCAGAUGAUGGCCUCGACACCGAUAUCCGCGCACUUGGUUCCCGACGGGGCUUUCGACGCCGGCGACGGCUUGCACCACGCCACUCGGCCCGGGAAUCAGACCACCCUGCUGAGUCCAGGCCACAAUCGCCCCAGCUCGCUCAACGAAUCGACCACUGCACCGCUGGUCCCUGGACUAGCGACGGCACAAUUGCACCCAGUCGCAGGUCACCAGGUUACAGUUCUGCAGCAUCAGCAACAGCCUCAACCUCUGCUCCAUCCUUCAGCCCUGAGUCUGGGGUUGGGUCUGGAUUUGGACUUGACACAUGCAGACGGCGGCCAGGGUCACCACCACCGACACCAAUUCGACCCAGUGGCUGCUUCUCUCGCUGGCCAGCAGCAACGACAGGCUCCGUCAUUGUUGCUCCAUCCGCAGCAGGGAUACCAGCAACCCCCCGAAAAUACAUGGCUUCCGCCCGGAUAUGGGAUCCCGGUGCACCAUGACAGCCAACAGCAGCAGCAACAACAACGACAACACCAUGCUGGCGAGACGCCCUGCUCCUCGUCAUCCUCCACCUCCCGAAAUGUCAGUAUUCCUGCAGCAGGCGGCCUGGGCACCGGCAACGACAGCAUCGGCGCCAGCGGUAACUUAUACGAUUUCGGCUUUGCUGCACCACCGAGUGAGCCGUCCUUCCUUGGCGGAGAAUAUGCCGACAUCACGCCACUUUCCAUAGAGGCAGCCGCAGCAGCAGCAGCAGCUCAUCCGCAACUACCGCCAACUUCCACGUUUGGUUUUCCCUCCUCGCCAUGGCGGCUUCGGCUACAGGACAGAAGCGCCGUCACCCUGACAUCCAGCAUUGCAGCCAUCGCCGCAGCCGAACUUAACCACGACGUCCGAAAGCACAGCAAGAGCAGCAUGAAGACGGACAGCGAUUUCAAGAACCCCUCGUGGGACGACGAGGAAAACGAAGUACCCGAUAGAAAGGUCGGCGGGGGUUCCGGGAAACGCAGGACAUCAUCGUCCGCGUCUCGCAGGCAGCAGAGGAAUGGCAAGCGGCCUGCCGUCGCCGGCGCCGGCGCUCGCGACAUUGACAACGACGACGACGGCGACGGCGACGAUUGCGAGGGCGACGAACCCACCAGCCCCGCGGGCCGGACCAGCAUCAGCGGCCGAUCGAUCAAGUCGGCAUCCGUCGCCUCAUCCGCCGGCUCGGGCAGCAAGACGGCGCCGGUGCCGCGAUUGCGCAGCGCCUCCCGCACGUCCAAGAACCAAUCGCAAAAGGCGACCGAGACGCCCGAGGAACGGCGGACGCGCGCGUCGCACAACCUGGUCGAGAAGCAAUACCGCAACCGCCUCAACGCCCAGUUCGAGGGCCUCCUCAACGCCCUGCCGGAACAGGCACGUAGUCCGGGCGACGCCGGGGACGGCAGCGAAUCGGACCCGCAGCAAGCAGACCAGGAACGGCGGGUCAGCAAGGCCGAGGUACUCGACAUGGCGCGCCGGCACAUCAAGAGCCUGGAGCGAGAGCGGGAGGUGCUGCACCGCGAACGCGGCGAGCUGCUGCGCAGUCUGGAGACGUUGGAGAGGGAGGCGGCGCUGAACCAAGGCGGCCGGUUGGAUGAAUUUCUCGACGUCCAAGGGACUGCUGCCGCCGACGAGGGAGGCGAGUCAUCAUGGAGGGGCAAUGCCUGACAAAAGUCUUGAUUGGCAUCCCCCCCCUCUCGCCAUCGGGAGUGUGUGAAGCUAUAUGCGCUGUACAUACUUAUGUCUGAGAAGGGGGGACGCGUGAGCCCAAAACUCGGAGGCAAGGGUGCCGGGGAGCGGGGGUGACAGGUCGUCGGAGCUUCGCCGAUCGUCCGAUGACACGCCGUUGGGGGGGAGGGGGGGGCAUGCCAGGCCAGACCAGGCCAGUCGUAUUGGCCCGACCGCUUCGUCUUGGCUCCCCGUCUCAGGUAUACACAGUGUACACCAAUUGCCGAUAUUGUUUUCUUCGUCGCUCUGUCUGUUUUGGUUUUGGUCUGGGUUGAUUUGGUGGUAUUUAUUUAUUUAUUACUCCCUCACCUCCCCGCUAACAGAGUAUUGGCGCGGAGGGGGGGUGUCGUUUCACCUUAGCAUGCAUGAUUGGACGUCUAUUAAGGCAUCUAUCUGACAAGGACGAGCGAAAAGAGACUGGCCCGUGGAUGGUUCAGUGUCAACGGAGACCGAGUGACAGGGAAGAGGAUAUCGUGAAGAAGGGGGUGAGGGGGGGGGGGGGGGGAUAAUGUAUGGAGUUAAGACUGGGUGACAAGGGACGGGAGGAGGGCCACAUGCCUAUUCGCACACAACGGGACUGUAAGUAGCGGCAGUUCGGGGUCGCGUUCUCUUGCAGAUAUAUCCAAAAAGGGGUGUGUGUGUGUGUGUGUGUGUGUCAAUGCAGCACAAACCCAUCACGACUUGCAGACGGGAUAGAUGCCCGGGGCUGCUGACUGCAGCGGCAUGCCAUUCAUUGCCGGCACAUACUUUUCUUACAUCGCCUUAAACCCCCCCCCCCCCCCCACCUUGUCAUGCGGGAGGGUCAUGUGGUCGACCAUAUAGGACCGCGUUGUAUAACAUGCCCGCGCCACUGAAAAAAAAAAAAAAAAACUCACUCCUACUCACUACAUGCAUGGCUUCCUUCCCAUCAUGAACUGCGUGUUGACGACCUCUUCAUCUCACGCGGGAGACAAGAACACCACUGUUAGAGUUAGCCACAUCCAUCCAGCCUGGGGAAUACACGCCGAGAUGGAGGACAGACACGAACACAGACAAAGUGACAGCGUCUCCGUUUGGGGUGGGUGGGGGAAAUAAUAGUAUUGAAAGUUCCGGAGCACGUUAAGAAAAGGUCAUUUUCUUCCCCUUUCCUUUCAUUUUCUUGCGUGCUUCCGAAACUGUGUUGAGCAUGGGAUAGAUACUAUAGUAUGCCACAUCUUUUCCCACAGCAUCCCCUCCCCCCUUUCUCGAUGCGUGUAUGCACCAUGAGAAGAAACAGAAGUGUAGAAAGAAAAAAGACCUUCUCCGUCCGUCAUCAUGCCUCCUUCGCAGUUGGCCCUGAUCGAUCUCGUUCCUCUUUUUUUCUCUUUCCCUUCCCGCCUACACGCCCUGAAGUCUUACAUAACUGCUUUCUUUUUUCUUUUUUUUUCUCUCUUUUCUAACCUCCCCCUUUUUCGUUUCCUGCUAUCUCUUCCUUCCCGUCUUCUGUCUCCCUUUGUCAUGAAUCCAUCAAAUCAUACCCGGCGGAGGCUCCGUCCCUUCCGAAGGAGGUGCCUCUCCCUUGCCGUUGUGAAACUUUUUGUACAAAAUAACAGUAAU